Messenger RNA from Rhincodon typus (whale shark), 1864 nucleotides. RefSeq names its product ATG7 autophagy related 7 homolog (S. cerevisiae) (gene atg7). The coding region runs from base 57 to 1148 and encodes 363 amino acids. Gene Ontology annotation, biological process: piecemeal microautophagy of the nucleus; C-terminal protein lipidation; autophagy of mitochondrion. Gene Ontology annotation, cellular component: cytoplasm; phagophore assembly site. The transcript has 10 exons. The record is from RefSeq and is a predicted model, not a curated record. Gene Ontology annotation, molecular function: Atg12 activating enzyme activity; Atg8 activating enzyme activity. Lineage: Eukaryota; Metazoa; Chordata; Chondrichthyes; Orectolobiformes; Rhincodontidae.
UCUUUAAACUUUUUCCAAUACUGGCUGAAUCAUCGGUUGAUCUCAAUCUUAAAUUAAUGCGUUGGCGUCUGGUACCAACCCUUGGCCUGGAAAAUGUUAUGGCUACUCGGUGCUUGCUGCUUGGAGCUGGUACACUGGGCUGUAACGUAGCACGGACUCUAAUGGGCUGGGGCGUAAGGCAGAUAACGUUUGUAGACAAUGCAAAGGUGUCCUAUUCUAACCCAGUGCGGCAGUCGUUGUAUGAGUUUGAAGAUUGUUUUGAUGGCGGGAAACCCAAAGCACUAGCUGCUGUAGAGAAACUCCAAAAAAUCUUCCCAGGCGUGAAAGUCGAAGGCUUUAACCUAAGCAUACCGAUGCCAGGUCACCCGGUGAAUUUUUCUGCAGUGACAAUGCAACAGGCUCAGAAAGAUGUUGAACAGCUGGAGAAACUCAUUUGCUCACAUGAUGUCAUUUUCCUGCUAAUGGACACACGGGAGAGUCGCUGGCUCCCCACAGUCAUUGCAGCCAGUCAACGAAAGUUAGUCAUUAAUGCGGCUUUGGGUUUUGAUACUUUUGUCGUAAUGAGACAUGGUUUGAAAAGGCCGAAACAGGAAUCCGGAGAACCAGCUGCAGUCGCUGCUACUAUCAAUUCUUCCUUGGCAGGCUCUUCACUCUUUUCGAACAUUCCUGGCCACAAACUAGGCUGCUACUUCUGUAAUGACGUUGUAGCACCUGGAGAUUCAACUAGAGACCGUACUCUAGACCAGCAGUGCACUGUGAGUCGUCCUGGUUUAGCCAUGAUCGCUGGAGCACUGGCAGUGGAAUUGAUGGUUUCUAUAUUGCAACAUGCUGAAGGUGGAUAUGCAGUAGCCAGCAGCAGUGAUGACCGGCUGAAUGAGCCUCCGACAUCUCUUGGACUUGUCCCUCAUCAGAUCCGUGGCUUUUUGUCAAGAUUUGACAAUGUCCUUCCAGCAAGUUUAGCAUUUGACAAGUGCACAGCAUGUUCACCAGUGGUCCUUGAUCACUUUGAAAAAGAAGGUUUCCAGUUCCUUGCUAAUGUAUUCAACUCAUCUCAUUCUUUCCUGGAAGAUCUUACAGGACUGACUCUUCUCCAUCAAGAGACACAGGCUGCUGAGAUAUGGGACAUGAGUGAUGAUGAAAGUUUCUGAAGAACAGUCUGCAACCUGAAAGAAAGAUGCAAAUUGAAGAACCAAUCCAAGACCUCUUUCCAGCUUUUCAGAAUCCUGAAGUGCAAUAACAGCUGCCCUGAACAGGUCACAGAUUCUUUGUGAUUUUCAUUAUGGCAUUCAGCCUAAUUAAGAAGCGUUCUGCCUUUAAAUAAAUAUUAUCUCCUAAUGUCUUUUUGGAGUCAAAAGCACGCAAAUGUUCCUGGCCCUUUCAUCCAGAUCACAGUUCUGGAGAUUAUGAUGUUAGCAUUAGUGAUAACAGCAAUAAUCCAAAAGUCUCUAAACCGAAUACGUGUAUUCAGUUAUGUGUAUAUAAUUACAUAUCAGCCUGAGUAAGGAUAUUUCAUGUGCUCAAACACAAACAUUUUGUUGAAGUUGUUUCUCACCCUUUUUAGGGGUUCACUAUCUCCAAUCAUUUUUGACUCUAGCUUCCUAAAAGUAUUAUUUUAAAAUCAGUUUCAGUACAGACGAGGAGUUUACAUGCUAUGAACUUUAAUUAAAUAUGAAAUUUAUCAUUUGAGCUACUGACUCCACUUCCAUUUAAAAUGUUCCUUUGUACUGAACUAAAGUCUGUUUCCUGUCCGCCCGUUCAUUGUAUAUCUGAAGCAUCUGUAUCGUGUACAUGCUGGUGUAAUCUGCAUGCGACACUUCCUACCUUUUACACAAUUAAAAAUGGUUUAACUGAGUUCACACUAUCA